Messenger RNA from Panicum virgatum (switchgrass), 3175 nucleotides. RefSeq lists its product as uncharacterized. NCBI's taxonomy places the organism in Eukaryota, Viridiplantae, Streptophyta, Magnoliopsida, Poales, Poaceae. Bases 812 to 2890 code for a protein of 692 amino acids. The record is from RefSeq and is a predicted model, not a curated record. The transcript is spliced from 8 exons.
ACUCAAUCCUAAUUUCCUAAAUACUCUGUCUCCCAUAGCUCCCUUCUUCCAGGCCCUGGCCCUCUCCCAGGCACCCAGGCUCCCAGCCCCCCCCCCCCCCCCCCCCUCCCCUCCCUCCCCGACUCCCUCGCCCGGUCGCCACCGCCCGCCCCCCGCCGACGCUGCACAGGCCGCCCGGCCGCGCCCAUCUCACACCGGUGCCACACGGCCGCGCCCGCCCGCCCGCCCAUCCCCGCACCGUCGCCUCGCCUGCCGACCUCCCCGCCCUCGCCUGCAGCUCUCCCCGGCCGGCCAACCAGCACCGCGCUCCCCUCCGCGCGCCUCGGUGCCGCCCCGGCCCCCAGGCUCCGCUCCGCGCCUACGGCCUCGGAGGCUCGGACCCCUGCUCCCCGCGGCCAUGGCUGCUAUCAUGUUUUCGAGCUGGCUCACGAGCUGAAGAGCCAGCUCGACCUGGUAAACGACCGAGCCGAGCCUGAUUUCUAGCACGUGAACGUGCAGAUAACGAGCCGAGCCGAGCUGGCUCGACAUCCAGUAGGCCCUACCCAAACAACUAACGCUGUCGCCCCCAACUAGCCGUAUCGCCAACCACCAUCGUCUCUCCCCGGACUCCUGAUCCUCCGCCGGCCGCUCCUCCCGCCCCCGCGAGGCUCCGCCCUCGAUUCGUGAAGAGGAAUGGAGGCUCAUUCGGCCUUGGACUAAUUUCCUCUUUUCGCUGGUUAUUCUUCCUCAGCGCGUAGGAUCAACAUAGCCGAAGCUGAAACUGCCGGUGAAGUUUAUUAAACCAAGACUUUUGGGGCUCAACGUUGUCCCCAUGUCCUACAUUAAACCCGGCCAUGCUUCAGGCCGGGAUGCGGUGUUCUGGUCGGAUAGAAUGAACGAAUAUCUCAUCGAUUCGCUGCUUCACCAGCAAUCCAUUGGGAACAGGGGUGAGGCCAAGUUCUUCUCGGCAGCAUAUGACAGCAUCGUCACUGGUGUUGGUGAAAGGUUUGGGGUGGCAAUUGACCGGAACAAUAUCAAAAACCGCCUCAAGUAUAUCAAGGAAACGUUUUACGAGUGCAAGAGCGUCCUUGGUGAAGAUACUCGGAUUAAGUGGUGCCCAGAGAGCAGAAGAUUCAAUGCCGACCCCAAUGUUUGGAGGGAGUUGAUCCAGAGAAAACCGGAGGCAAAAAAAUGGAUGACGAAGACAAUUGAUCAUUAUGAUAGGUUAAUGGAGUUAUUUGGCAAUAAAGACAGGGAAAAACGUCAGGUUGUCGAGAGUCCAAAAGAUACUCCGAAGAAAAAACCGCGAACAGAACCACCAAAGGAGAGACUUCAACGUACUCCAUUAAAUGGUCAGGAGUUAACCACUGAUGAAAGUUUAGAUAAAAUGGAGGACAGAAGUGAGAUGCCUGAUGAGGCAAUGACACCUGUGGAACUUGAUUUGUCAGAAUUGUGCAGAACUGAGAAUGGCAUUGUUGCCAUACCUGUACGUGCCAAUUCAUAUGGUAAAGGUCUACCCUAUGCUCCUGAAAAUUGGCCACGUUCUGGAGAUAUAUGGUACUGGAGAGUGGGAAACAGGACUUCUGGCGCGGGCCAUUGGGCUGACAGGUAUCUUGCGCCACCAUCGCGUUUCCGUGAAGCUACUCGUAAGAGGUUAGGAUUUGCAAGUAGAAUACAAGUUGAAGAAUUUGUUAAGAGGGAGUUUCCAGAUGUUGAUCCUAGCACAUUCUUUUCUAUGUUUAUCUGGAAGAUCCCUGCUGGAGGAUACAGGAUCCAAAAAGGCACCAAACAAGUCACUGAACAAGUGAGGCUCCAUGAACCUGAACCUGAUGUGGCUGAUCCAGCUGGCCCAUGUAAGGCUAGGAAUAGCUUGUGCAGCCUUGAAAGAGAAGGAUUUAUUGAAUCAUCACCAGCACAGGCUUGUAAUAUUUGCUGCACAGUGCCUGGUUUCUGUCGUGAGUGCUGCUGCAUUCUCUGUAACAGGACCGUUGACCAUUCUUUUGGAAGUUACAGCUGCAUAAAAUGUGAGGCAGUUGUGGAAGAGAACUACAUAUGUGGGCAUGUUGCACACCUUGAUUGUGCUCUUCGAUGUUACAUGGCUGGAACUGUUGGAGGAAGUAUAGGCUUGGAUGUCCAAUAUUACUGCAGACGUUGUGAUAACAAAACUAACUUAAUGAUGCAUGUGGAGAAACUCAUGGAAACAUGUCAAUCUCUCGGGUCAAGGGAUGAAAUUGAACGUGUGCUGAAUAUGGGCUUAUGCCUCUUGCGAGGCUCAAGACAAACGAGAGCAAAAAGUUUGGAGAACCGUAUGGGAUCAGCGAUGGCUAAGCUGAAAUCGGGGGUUGACCUUGUUGAAGUUUGGAAAGUGGAUCACAAUGAGGGCAGGGCAACUCCCAGUGCAGGCGAAAAUUCCCCACCAACCAGUGGUGUGACUGUGCUUGGGAUUCUGCAAGUUCCUGAAGCGGGUGCACUUCCAGGGCAUCCAGAUCUAAUAGAUCCACUGGUUGAUAAUGAUUUCGAAACGGCUGUUGAAAAUCUUCCAGUGUACAUUACUGGGGAUCACAAUGUCAUGGCUGCCAAAUUUGAGGAUGAGAUAGAUCUUGCCCUUCAAGAACUGAAAAAAUCUCAGGAAGUGGAACAUACUGUGGCAGAACAGAGGCUUUAUUCUCAAAAAGAUCACAUCCUUAGCCUUUAUAGGCAGCUUGAGUCUGAAAGAGCUCAGCUUGCUGAUCCCAUGCCCUUAGCUGGCACUUCAAAUUAUGGUGUGAUGCUUGCCAAUGUAUUAAGCCGCGUGGACCAAGUAAAGCGUGAGGAGGGGAAGUUUAAAUCCAUGCUGAAAAUUGCUGGUGGAUUUGCGAAAGCACCAGAAAGCAUCACAAAGGAGUUCUUUGGGUUGGCUGCUGAUAGGUAGGUAGUAAUCAACUAGCUCAGGACUUUGCAAUUGGUAGGUUACCACCGAAUCGAAUUUAGGUGUGGUGCUACAAUUGUAUGGGUUGUACAAAUCCUAGCAAGGGGUCGCCCUCUUAGGGUUACCCCAUCAGUCUGGUUUGGACGAAACUGUUAAGUGCUGUGGAUGCGCAGGUUAUCUGUGGACAUGCGUUGUUGGGAACAGUCGUUCAAUGAUAUGUACUGAAUGAACUGAAUAUGUUUGCUCCAGGUUUUCUGCGUCGGUUUACUAGAUUCAUGCGAUCAUAAA